Coffea eugenioides is the source of this 1719-nucleotide messenger RNA. RefSeq names its product cation-chloride cotransporter 1-like. Lineage: Eukaryota; Viridiplantae; Streptophyta; Magnoliopsida; Gentianales; Rubiaceae. The transcript is spliced from 10 exons. Gene Ontology annotation, molecular function: chloride:monoatomic cation symporter activity. The record is from RefSeq and is a predicted model, not a curated record. Gene Ontology annotation, biological process: transmembrane transport; monoatomic ion transport. Gene Ontology annotation, cellular component: membrane. Bases 271 to 1701 code for a protein of 476 amino acids.
CUGGUACUAGUCGACUGUGGUAGUCGUAAAUUCACCCUUACGCGAGAAGAACUCCUACCUCCCUUCCUGGAUUUGUUUUAUUAUUAUUAAAUUAUUAUUCAAAUUAUUUGAAUAUUCACAUUUUAUUUUUUAUUGAUUAAUUCAUACUCAAUUACUCAUUUUCCAAAUCUCCUGUCAGAUCUUUUCUCUCUAGUUAAAUAUCAGAGUAGUUUUAGAUUUGGAUCCAAUCCACCGGCAAAAGCAGAAUUAAGCUCCGGCGAACGGCGAAAAAUGGCGGGCAAUGGAGAAAUUGAAGUGUCCGACGAGAAAGAGUUUUCUUCGUCGUCGUCGUCGUCGUCGCAAGGACUAGACCACGGCCGGAAGUACAGGCCUGUGGUGGCCAGCGAUAACGAUCGCGCCAUCGUUGAAAUGUCCUCUCUGGAGUCCGCCGCCGCCGCCUCCUCUUCUUCUUCCUCUUCUCCGUUUCCCAAUCGUAACCCUAUGAAAGUUAAAGCUAGCAAUCAGACAAACAUGGCUUCUGAAGAAAGAGAAGGCUCACUGCCCACUCGUGCACAUGCCAAUGGCGAUCAGAAGGAUUCCAAAUUGGAAUUGUUUGGGUUUGAUUCACUCGUAAAUAUUUUAGGUCUUAAGAGUAUGACAGAAGAUCAGACUCCUGCACCCUCUAGUCCUAGAGAUGGAGAUGAUGGCACAAUCAAUCUGGAACGUCCUAGGGUGCUUGAUACUGGUGUCAAACUAGGGACAAUGAUGGGAGUGUUUGUUCCGUGCUUGCAAAAUAUUCUGGGAAUUAUCUACUAUAUCAGAUUUUCAUGGAUCGUUGGUAUGGGUGGUAUAGGUGAAUCAUUGUUGCUAGUUGCUUUCUGUGGGUCAUGCACUUUCUUGACUACAAUUUCGUUGAGUGCCAUUGCAACUAAUGGUGCUAUGAAAGGUGGAGGACCUUAUUAUCUCAUAGGUCGUGCCUUGGGUCCUGAAGUAGGAGUCAGCAUUGGGCUUUGUUUUUUCCUUGGGAAUGCAGUUGCUGGAUCUCUUUACGUAUUGGGAGCUGUGGAGACUUUUCUGAAUGCUGUACCAAGUGCAGGGAUUUUUAAAGAGACUGUCACCAGAGUUAAUGGAACAGAAGUAGCACAACCGAUUGCUAGUCCCAGUUUACAUGAUCUGCAGAUAUAUGGAAUUGUGGUGACCAUCAUUUUGUGUUUCAUAGUAUUUGGUGGUGUGAAAAUGAUCAAUCGAGUUGCACCAGCUUUUCUUGUAGCUGUUUUAUUCUCAUUAUUCUGCAUAUUUAUUGGGAUACUGCUGGCUCGAAAGGAUCAUCCAGCAGCUGGGAUUACGGGCUUGAGUUUGGAGUCUUUCAAAGAAAAUUGGAGUUCGGACUAUCAAACAACUAAUAACGCUGGAAUUCCUGAUCCUGACGGGAAGAUAUACUGGAACUUCAAUGCAUUGGUAGGUCUAUUUUUUCCUGCUGUUACGGGGAUUAUGGCUGGUUCAAACCGUUCUGCGUCAUUGAAGGACACUCAGAGGUCUAUUCCUGUCGGAACAUUAGCUGCAACUUUGACGACUACUGGACUAUAUCUGAUUUCUGUUUUAUUUUUUGGAGCUCUUGCUACCCGAGAGAAACUUUUGACAGAUAGGCAAGUCUAUGUACUGUUUAAUGAAAUGCUUUACUCAUUGAAAUCACAUAUGUUGUGCUUUGAAUCUGUUUCCUAAUGAUUUGUGGAUUUGGUU